GCUAACUUCGCAAAAGCUUGUCGAAAGGCGGCAAAUAUUCUCGUGUAUACAUGAUGCCGAAACACUGAUAUUCGACACAGAUAAUUUCCUGUUGAAUAUUGGCAUACCAUAAGUGCAAUUAUUCCUGUCGUUUUCAAUAAUUUAGUGCUUCCCGUAUUGGACAAUGAACAUGAAUCUGGAGGAACAAAAAUUGCUACGGCGCAAAACAAAAUCCUCGGACGCGCAAAAUUUCCAGCAGCUUGCCGAUACCUGUAGCAAAUUGGGUGAAAUGUACAGCGACAGGGGCGAGCAUCGGAAAGCGCUGAACGAAUACAAACUGGUAGCCAGUGCGUACAAGAAAAUGAACAUGCAGAUGGAGUACGGUCGGGCCAAUCGGUUGGUGGGGGAGAUGUUCAUGCUGUUGGCCGAGUUCGAUACGGCACUGCGUUAUGAGAAAAUUUAUUUGGAAAUGGCCACGAAAGAGGGCGAUAAGGUGGAACUCCAGCGGGCGCAUGUCACCAUUGGGAGGACAUAUUUGCUUCAGGGUCAAAAUUUAGAUGGGACGGAAGCGGCGAAAGUGCCGCUCGGAGAGGCAGAAAAAGCAUUCCUGAAGAGCUUGAGACUGAGUCGGGUGCUGAAAGGAGUUGGAAAACUCGAACAGUUUGAUAUGGAGGCAAGAUCGUUGUUGAAUCUAGGGGUAACCAAAGAGCAUCAGGGCUAUCUCGAGGAAGCUAUUGAUUACAUGCAAAAGGCUAUGAAGAUUGCCAAGAAUAAUGACCUUUUGGAACUGUUGCAUCAGUGUUAUCAUUCUUCGGCUCUGCUGUUCAACAUCAAGCAGAACAACUAUGCGAGAGCUUUGAAAAUGCUCAAUGAAGCUCUCGAAGUGGCCUCUAGGCUGCAUAAUAAAUCUUCCAAAAUGUGCGAAACGUUGCUAAUCAAAUCGGAUGUUUUGAUACGGAUGGGAGACUUCCAAAGUGCGAAACAAGCGUUGAGGAAAGCGUACAAACUGAAAACGCCGGUGGUAUCGGAUGCGGAAAAUGUCGAGCAUCAGCUCAGGGCCGUUAUUGCGCUUUGUCGGGUUGAGGAUGAGCUCAUCACUGUCGAUAGCACCGAUUAUGGAAAGAAGAAGCUACUUUACGAACGGAUGGGAGACGGUGCUUGCAAACUCGAGAACUUUGGAAAAGCGAUAGAUUUCUACCUGAAAAUGUUGGAGUGCGCUCAAUUGAAUGAGGACAACGAUCGGCAGCUGGUUCCCAUUUAUGUCAGUUUGUAUCAAACGUACAAAGAUAAUAAGCAGUACGAAGAGGCGCUUGUUUAUCUUUGGAAGGAAUAUGAUAUUAUUAAGGAUAUUCCCAAAGAAGCGUUCAAUACGCUGGCGGGCAUUGCGGAAGUGUACGAGGAACAAAAUAAGUCCUGUUUCGAAAUCGAAGACAUUUAUCGUAGAGCUCGAGAGGAAGCUAAAAAAAUUAGAUCAUUGAAAUUGGAACGCUUAGCAAUCAAGCGUUGUAUUGAGGUUCUUAAGAAAAACGAAAUGGAUUUGAUGGUAGAGAAGCUCGAGAAGGAUGCCAAAGACUCGGGAAUCGAUUUGGCGUUGGAAGAUGACGAUGAUGAUGAUGAUGCGAACAAUGACUCGGAGGAUGAACAGAACGCAACGGAAACCUCCAUCGAAUUCCACAUCAAUUCCCCGGAUAUUGGUGAGGACGUUAAUCUCUCCGACCUUACGGAUUCAGAUGAAGAAAUUACCAAAGCAACAGAAAAAACUGUGGAAUCCCGAAGCAUUCGCAAGCGCGGGACAUCCUUUCAGAUUCGAAGGAACAAUAAAGGCGAAACACAGCUGCAUCAAGCGUGCAUCAGUGGUAAUAAACUUCUGGUUCAGAAGCUUUUGGAGCAAGGGCAUCCGGUCAACAUUCGGGAUCACGCCGGUUGGCUUCCGUUGCAUGAGGCCUGCAUUCAUGGACACAAAGAGAUCGUUGAAAUGCUCCUGGACCGAGGGGCACACAUCAAUGAUAAGGGUGGAACCAGUUGCGAUGGGAUCACCCCACUUUACGAUGCCUGCUGUAACGGAAAUUUGGAGAUAGUUGAGCUUUUGUUAGAUAGAGGCGCAAAUUGCACUCAACGAACGGAUUCGGGUGAUACCACCGCAAACAUUUUGGAGGUGUGGUUUAAAGGCGUACGAGGAAAACUUGAGGACGCGGAUAUUGUUUAUUACAACACCAUUCGUGAUAGAAUUGUUGCAUGCUUUGAAAAAGUCGGAAUAAACCCGAAUAACCCGCAGAGUAUCGAACCAGAAGUCAUCACUGAAACAACCCGAUCUACCAGGCGUCGAGUUAAUCGUGCUGGUGGAUCCGAUUCUAGUUCGGAAAAAGCUGAAACCAGCACAAUUUGUACCGUCACCAGCAAUCGGAGCUCGGGCUAUGGAAGCAUAAAAGAUGUUUCUCAAAACUCGGCUCGUCGGAAACGUCUUCCAAGUAUGUGUUCUGAUUCAUCCGGACUAUCUUCCGAUUCAGAAAGCGACCCAGAUGAGUUCAAUCGAUCGUCGCUCCAAGGGAAGCACUCUCACAAUGCGUCGGGAGUGGAUGACUAUAGGAACGCGAUGCAAAUUCUGCGAAAGGGCACCACUGUUCGGGCACAAAUUGUGUCCCCUCUGAAAGAUCCAAAUCCAGGGCCCGCAAAGCGGGCUGCCCACAUGGGACAGCAGGAGGUUGGCGAUGACUGGCUCGAUGAUGAUCUCGGUCCGAAGAAAAAGCGUCAGAAAUUCACCUCCGAAAAAGAUUAUGCCGAGCCGAAUAAAAUCAACCGAACGGCAUCGCGAAGAAGUUUCGAGCCAGAACCGACGUCUCCGCAGAAAAGUUCCUGUUUCCCGAUCCAGGCCAUCGUUUCUAACGCUCUGGACUAUGAUUCCGAUGAAAUUCCGCUGGCCGAGGAAAACGAGUUGGCUUCAGCGGGCGAUUCUGCUUCAGAUGCUCACCGCAUAUUGAUGAACGCUUCGGGAAGAAGUUUCCACCGCAGACCAACCGGUCAUAAAAGGGCGUCUAGGUCGAAUUCCAGUGCAAGUCUUAGAAAUCAAACAUCGCUACUGGAGGCAGGGUUCAAUAUGUCGUCACGAUCGGACAGUCCCACGAUUGGGCUGAUGGAGGAGAAUCUACUAUCGCCGACUAAAAGUAACAGCGGCCAGAGAACUCCGCGUAAAUGUGGCGCAGAGCUUGGGAAGAAUACGCCAACGAAAGUGCUUCCCCCUAACAUGGUGCGCGUGAUUGUGGAUGGUGAUCCGAUCGAUAUUUGCUAUGACGAGGGCCGGAUGCUGGAACUGAACGUUGGAUGGUUGAUCAAUGAAGUUGUGAAACGUUAUGGCAUCAAACACGGAAAACGGCCUCUCAUCAAACUCCUACGCACCGACGGUGGUCUAUGUGUGGACUCGGAUCCGCUGACAACGUUUCUAGGCGGCAACGAUCCCAUCAUCACUUCCUAUGUCAUUGAAUAUGAACGGUUGAGGGCCGAUCAGUUCUAUGAAGAUUAUUCCAAGCAUCGUGAUGUAGAACUUCUAACCGACAUGUUUCAAGCAUUGGUCACAUUGGAGAACACCGAUCAGCUUUUACUGCGUAGAGAAUUCUUCAGCGGGAAACCUCGUCAGUGGGAUGUUCUUUUUCAAGCUCUAGCCUACCAAGGCCGGGUCAAGGUACUUGAUUUGUCCUUCAAUCAGUUAGCGGAUUCAGAAUUUCAACCAUUCAUCGAAAAACUACCCUCCCUCAAGUAUCUGGAGAAACUCAGUCUCUCGAUGAACCACAUUAGCCACAUAGGUAUGUACAAUCUGUCUACUUUGAUAGUAGCGAACCCUGACCACGGGACGAGUUCGCUUUCCGCCCUGACACACCUGACCGAGCUGGAUCUCAGUCAGAACCCGCUUCUCGAUCAAAGCCUACUCGUGCUUACCAGGGUGUGUCAGCAUCUGAUGCAACUCAAAGUACUUCGGCUGACAGCCACUGAAAUCACGAAUCUUACUUUCGCAACGCCCCCAAUGGACAUUGCCCGGCUUCAGGUGUUCGAUGUCUCCGAGAAUAGGCUGAACAAGAAAUCGAUUGAUUAUAUGUUUAGCAAGUUGAACACCAAAAUUUUAACCGAAUUCAAUUUGAAUGCGUUGGGUAAGCUGAGAGACUUCAAACCGGCGCUCACCGCGUCGAUCCAAUCCUGCGAUUUUGAUAUGUUGCGGAGUUUGAAUUUGAGUAACUGCGAUCUGACCGAUGCCGAUCUCAGUGCCAUCAUCUUUUCGCUGAAGACAAGCGCCGAGAAGCUCAAGCAUUUGGAUGUUUCUUUCAAUGCCAAGUUAACGCUGAAGAGCCUUGUCGACGUCUUCCAGAGCUUCACUGAUCGCUCGUUGGAAUGUGUACGUUUCGUGCAAAAUUUCUUGGUUCUGAAACAGUUGGGUGAUAAUUUGAUCGAGAUGAUUCGGUACGAGCCGGACAAUUGUUAUCCGCAUCGGGUGGAACUGAUGCAACCUUUGCGACUAACUGAACAAGAGCUAGAGAAACUGCGGUGGAAAGUGAGCGAUUUUUGGAAGCGCAUCUGGAGCAGUCGUGCGGUAGUGGAGUUUCAAGGAAUGAAUGUGAGUUUGUUUGUGCAACACUAGAGCGCGGACGGCGGGGAUAUUGUGUUAUAUGCAAUAAAUUAUGAUAACGCAUUCUUUCCAGUGGAAAGAUGAAACACGCUAUAGAGGAGAAAGUGGUUGAUUAUUUUCUGAAAGAAACCCCUGUGGGCAAAUGAUAUCGACGCACUUUGGUUUUUGAAAAUGUGUUUAUCUUAGACAUAUACCACCUUGUAAUUUCAAAGCUAGAGAGGGAGAGAAAAUUUUGAUUUAUUAGUAG
Messenger RNA from Toxorhynchites rutilus septentrionalis, 4838 nucleotides. RefSeq names its product tonsoku-like protein. Gene Ontology annotation, molecular function: protein binding. Lineage: Eukaryota; Metazoa; Arthropoda; Insecta; Diptera; Culicidae. The transcript is spliced from 4 exons. The record is from RefSeq and is a predicted model, not a curated record. Bases 164 to 4603 code for a protein of 1479 amino acids.